Messenger RNA from Strongylus vulgaris, 516 nucleotides. The record is from the annotation of a GenBank genome assembly. Lineage: Eukaryota; Metazoa; Nematoda; Chromadorea; Rhabditida; Strongylidae.
AUGGAGUGGAUAGUCACGAACGAUGACCGGAAGAAGUUAAAAGUGCUCGAAAAGUAUGCUCCAGAAAGCAAGAAAGAUGUUUUGCGUAAAAUUGGCGCCAAGAGUUACUUGAAUAUGGAGGACAUUAAAGCUGUUAAGGAUACAACAUAUCGUGCAUCUCCCGAGUUCAGAGCGAAAACCGAGGCACUGCGUAAAAAGCAGGAAAACAUGGCUUAUAAGAGGAUUGUACAGUCAGUUGACCCCACACAGAAAUAUGGAAAAGUCAACCUUAUGGAAGAUUUUGGUGCUGAGUUAAAGAAUGUAAAUCGACAACUGAUGUCCAUUUUCAAUGUUGUUCUCACUGUAGUUUGCGCUUUCUUUUUCGGUUUUUCUGGUGUACAGUUUGCCUAUCCACAUUUACAUCUUGACUUAGCCACUCGUUUCCUUAUCGGCCUCGUCCCCGCAACGAUAGUUUUCUUUGCUGAUUUGUAUUUUGUUGUAAGAAGCAUGGAUAUGGAUAUGCACUCUGGAACCCAG